UUGAUCUCCGGACGUGCUGCAGCGCGUUGCAUCCUCACAUUACGUCUCUGAAACUUGCAGAGCAUUUCGUCUUCCACAUUAUCAGCCAGAUACCUCCAGAGCAUCAACUCUACUUUGUUAAGAGAAGACUUCUGCAGACUAUUGCAUCACCGCUAUUAUUUGAUAAAGAUCUGUAGACAAUGCCUAUUUCCAUGGCUCUUACUGAGGUGUCCUUAGGCGCUCUGAAGAUGGGGGACAGCGUGCUUUUGAGUUACUGUGUGGCCUUCUGUAGUUUUAUUGGUUUUCAGAUCCUCUUCUCUCUGGUCUCUCCCGAAAUAUCUGCCUCACUGUCCACAACGUACCGAAACCUCAGCCGUGGCAAGCAGUGUGAGUGGGACUCCAGGUGCGUCUCCACAGUCCACGCAUUAAUAGUGGGGUCUUUCUGCCUAUACAUUUUGGCGUUUGAUGAAGCUGUGAACUCUGACCCCAUAUGGGGGGACCCAUUCCAGGUGAAACUGAAUGUUGCAAUCACAUGUGGAUAUCUUAUUUAUGACUUGCUGCUUCUGGCCCGUUUCUGGAAAGUUAUGAGAGAUCCGUAUAUAGUGUGUCACCACUUGGCGGUGCUCUACGCGUACGGAUACGUGCUGAAUCGUGGGGUUCUGCCAUAUUUUGCCAAUUUCCGCCUGAUUUCGGAGCUCUCAACACCGUUUGUAAACCAGAGGUGGUUCUUUGACGUCACGGGGGUGCCGCGUUCCUCGUGGCCCGUCUUGGUGAACGGCUUCGCCAUGGCCGCCGUGUUUUUCCUGGUACGGAUCGCCGUGAUUCCCAGCUAUUAUUCUCAAGUCUUUGCCACCUUUGGCACGGAGGGCUAUAUCAGGCUGGGCAUUGGGCCGCAGGUGGCGUGGAUUGUGUCGUGCGUCAUUCUGGACAUCCUCAAUGUCUUCUGGAUGUACAAGAUUGUACGUGGCUUUUACCGUGUUGUGAAAGCCAAGCCUGGGGGAAAGCCAAAGAGAAACCAUGCCGACUGAAAAGGAACGGACUUCUGCAGCCAUGUUUCCUUUUCAUGAGGCCGGUCCGAAGCAUUUAAAAAGAAUGGCUCAGUUAGAACUUCUGUACUGUGGACAGACUACAUUGUGAGGCUUAGUACCGCUUUAUGGCAGGCAGUGUCCGCCAAUACCAUUUGCCAAGGAUAAGACCACUAAAAGGAUUAAUGGACGUAUUCUGAAGAAGCCCCUCCCACUCAUGUAAGCUCCUCCCACAAGGCAACUUUUUAGCUCUGAGCCUUAAUAAAUAUGUUUACAUUAACUCAACCCCUUUUACCAUUUGCCUUAAAGGGGCAGUUUAAUGUCCCCUACAGACUCGCUACCCCGUCUGUGCUCCGAUAAUCGUGGAGGGGUCUCGUCGGACCCCCUGGAACUCUUCCCCAAGUUAAUUUGAAGGUUAAUUUUAAUAAUUCAGAUGAGAGGAGAACGAGGAGUCGAGAAAACAACACCGAAUAGCGGAACACAUUAAAAUAAUUGUUUGGUAAAAGUAAGAGAGUCACAAGUGCCUUGUUGUAAUAAUGUGUGGGGUACCGGGGGCCCCUAUUUCUAAAAAAAAACCCAAAAAACUUUCACUGUGAUUGCUUGAAUUCUAUUUGUGGAAUAAAAUCUCUUCCUUUUACUCGGUUGUCAUAUCUGUGUCGGUUUGGCGGUAACGAGGACUGACAUCAUGUUACCGGACUCCGCAAUAAAACUUUUAUUAGAUAAAAUAA
This is a messenger RNA of Spea bombifrons (plains spadefoot toad), 1732 nucleotides long. RefSeq names its product TLC domain-containing protein 4. NCBI's taxonomy places the organism in Eukaryota, Metazoa, Chordata, Amphibia, Anura, Pelobatidae. Bases 180 to 1007 code for a protein of 275 amino acids. The record is from RefSeq and is a predicted model, not a curated record. Gene Ontology annotation, biological process: lipid homeostasis. Gene Ontology annotation, cellular component: membrane; endoplasmic reticulum. The transcript is spliced from 6 exons.